This is a messenger RNA of Necator americanus (New World hookworm), 411 nucleotides long. RefSeq lists its product as uncharacterized. Lineage: Eukaryota; Metazoa; Nematoda; Chromadorea; Rhabditida; Ancylostomatidae. The transcript is spliced from 4 exons. The record is from RefSeq and is a predicted model, not a curated record. The coding region runs from base 1 to 411 and encodes 136 amino acids.
AUGAUUAUCGCCGAGUCCCCGAUCCUAUUCGUACGAAUGCUCCUCUUCACUUGUUGGUCUACUGACGAUGUUGUUUGCGGACCACAUUUCUCCGGUAUUGCUUGCGACUGGCCUGUUUGUGUUCAUGGAGAGGUGGAUCCAGUGGACAAGAUUUGCUGGUGUCACAAUAACUACGCUCCACCGUUCUGUGAAUUUUGCCUUCCUGGUUACUGGGGAGAAGCAUGCGAUCGAAAAAUCCUCCCAGCAAUGCAUGAACCGGUUCUUCCCGCCUUUUUCACUCAUAUUGUUCUCUACUUACUGGUCAUUUCAGUUGCUCUGCUGACAUACUUUGUAAUUGACAGGUGCCGAUCUAAGCCACCACCCUACAGAGAAGUGAUCAAAGAUGCUCCACCGCCUUACUACUUGAUAUGA